This is a messenger RNA of Ceratitis capitata (Mediterranean fruit fly), 924 nucleotides long. RefSeq lists its product as uncharacterized. Bases 522 to 866 code for a protein of 114 amino acids. The record is from RefSeq and is a predicted model, not a curated record. Lineage: Eukaryota; Metazoa; Arthropoda; Insecta; Diptera; Tephritidae. The transcript is spliced from 3 exons.
GGUAUUCGGACAGAAAGUUUAAAAUUAGUCAUUUGACAUGUAUCGAAAAAUAUCAAAAACGAACAACAACAAUAAACCAUUAAAGCCGAUUUUGUCGUUAGACCACGGUUAUAAGCAACGUCACCAUUUUCAGCGGCAACACAGUCACCGAAACGCCAGCUACAAGUGCGCUAACAGCAACGAACAGCAAAAGUACUACGGCUGCUAGUGCCACUUCCAAUACAAAAACAGCUGCAACAUUAUCUUCCACUGCUGCAGUAGCGGGUGCGCAACAAUGAAUUAUACCAUUUGUGUACACCAAACGUACUACAGCAACAGCAGCGGCAGCGCCUGGACCGGGAACUACUGCAACUACAGUGACAACUGCCGAUAUAACGCCUGGUGUUAACGCCAGCGACAGCGUCUCACCGCUGAGUUUGAAUGACUGCAGCAGUUAUCAGACGCUCAUCUUACCAAUGACGAUCGAUAAUCAAUAGCAUCGUCUGAGCUUUCCCAAUAAAAGGGAGGUACAUGCAGCACUUAUGGCGGCACAGCAGCAGCAUCAACAGGAGCAAUCUUUAAAUGGCGCUACAACAAAGGCCACGGCCACAACAGCGUUGUUAAAUGAUGGCAUUGGUACGAAUAAUGUCGGCAGCAAUGCCUUAAAUGCGAAUUUAACACCGGCAUCUUCGGUGGCGGCAAAUCAUACGAAUACAGCAAUUGGUUCAGAUAUUUGUUUUAUUACAACAGAUGGACGUCGUGAAAAUAAUGGGUCAAAUACUGGAAUUUAUUUUGCGUUGCAACUGAUUCUUAUCAAAAGAAAAAAUAGAUGGUGGAAGGGCUAUAGAUAUUUAAGCUAUUAUAUAGUUAGUGUUAAUAAAAUAUAAAUUGUGUUAAGGAUUUGACCAUCGAAUAUAUUAAAUAUUGUGUAAUGCUAUGCCUAUA